UGCUCGGCCCCCGUCGUAGUGACAGUGUAUUUCUUUUAUCACUAAGCGCUGAGCUUAUUCGUUUUAAUUGUGAAAUUCAUAUAAAAAUUUGUUUACAAAUGUUUGGAAACGUGUAAUUUGUGAAUGUGCAAUGGUGUUAACGUUAUACAGGUGAAAAUACACGUCGUUCGUUUGAGUAUGGCUGGCUUCAUCGCAUCUGUUGUCAACAUCAAAUAACGUGGAUUAUGCAAGUUGGAGUAAAAUGUUGUCGAGUGUUAGUAAAUAAGACUAUGAGGGUAGUAAUAUAAUGCAGCGGCUGCACAAAAUAUUAGUGCUGGCAAUAGUUUGCGCAGCAGUGAGGGCACAGGAGUGUCCCUCGGCCUGCACCUGCAACAGCACCCGCGUGGCGUGCGACACUGCUGCAGCCCCGCAGGACAGACUAGGCCGCGGCCUGUUCGCGCCCUUCGGCACCCUCCUGCAGGAAAUCUCCUGGACUAACUCCAAAACAAACACUCUCGAAAUAGACGUAUUUGACGGACUCAACGACUUGGAGUACAUCGACUUGAGCAGAAACGAAAUUAAAAGAACUGAGCACGGCCAGUUUGCACGACUGAGCAGGUUAAAGUACCUCAACCUGUCGCGGAACUUCAUCGACGAUAUUCCCCGGUUCACCUUCGCCGAUUUAGAAAAUCUAGAGGUCCUAGAUGUGUCCCACAACCGGCUCCACGUUAUACCAUUCCAGGUCUUCGGGCCGAUGAUCAAACUCCAAUAUUUGGAUAUAUCGCAUAAUAAAAUAGCUACUUUCUUAGAUUACUAUUUUAAUCCUAAUAGACAACUGAAAGCACUGUUCCUAAAUAAUAAUAGCCUAGUCAAAAUUACGUCUAAUGCUCUAGUCAACCUGAAGGAGUUGGAGACACUGGACAUCUCUAGCAAUAAGUUAGACUACAUACCCAAGUCUCUAUUCGAUAACUUUGAACAACUGAGAGAGCUCAAUUUAAGCUUCAACCAAUUCCAGAACAUAUCACAAGAUGUUUAUAAGAAUCUUAAGAACUUAAGGUGGCUAAGCAUGGGCGGCAACCGGCUGCGGACCCUGCCGCCCACUCUCUUCCAGCAUAACGAAAAUCUUAAAACGAUCUACCUCGAUCACACUGAACUAACAGUUAUACAAAACACUAACUUCAAAGGCUUAAGUACUCUACAGAAAUUAUAUAUAAGAAAUAACGAAUUUUUGCGAGAGAUAGAAACAUUCGUAUUUCAAGACACGCUGACCAUCACGCACUUGGACCUCAGUUCUAACGCACUGCUGUCGUUACCCAAGUCAUUGACAAUGUUGAACGACCUGGAAGAGUUGAAGCUGAGCAACAACCCGUGGGCGUGUGACUGUCGGAUGGCCUGGUUCGCCGGUUGGGCGGAGAAGAAAAAAGACAUCAUAAAGUCCGACUUAAGUUGUCCGCUCACCUACCCCAACGACAUGAUAAGAAUAUUAAACCACACUAACUGCAAGCCUCCUACUCUGAUAUCUAGUAGUCCGCUGACUCUGUACAGGUUGCAGAAGGACGCUCUGCUAGAGUGUAAAUUUUCGGGUAAUCCGAUGCCGUCCAUAACUUGGAUCACACCGACAAGGAUGGUAUUCCACUGGAACCCUGAGCCACUUAUCCCAGAUAUAUUCCAAAAGCAUGGCGUUGCACACGAUCAGUAUUACCGGCCCAUAGAUAAUGCUAAAUCGAGAGUGAGAGUAUUGGAUGAUGGCUCGCUUUUCAUAGGAGAUAUACAUAGAGAAGACUGUGGAACUUACUUAUGCUUUGCAACGAACCCCUCGGCUAACCUGACAGCAGAGGUGGUACUCAACAUAGAUCCCAUGACUAUGUUCGAGAUUAAAAUGUAUAGUUUACUAUGUGGCGCGAUAUGUGCCGCUGGAUUCUUAGGACUUACACUACUGGUGCAAUUUUUGCGCUACAUAUUUUUCAGAUUCCGUCUGAUGGAGACAUGCUGCAGCUGCUGCACGUGCGUGAGCCGCGACGCGCCGCGCUCCAGGCAGAUAUUUAGCAUGCUGGACAACAUCGAACAGUACAAGAGGCAACAGUUGGAAAAACUACGGGAAAAUUACGCGGUUCAAGUUCAUCGCAUUAAAGAAAACUGUACACAACAAAUGGACUGGAUACAGAACAGUUACUCCACACAAGCAAGUCAUUUACGAAAUAUUAGAGACAUCGGCAGCAACCACCUGAGUGCAAUGAGAGACCAGUACUAUGACCAGGUGAAGCGCGUCCGCGAGUACUCCACGAGCCAGUUGAACUGGGUGCGAGAGAACUACGUGUUCCAGAGGAACAAAAUAAGGAAAUUCAGCGCGCACCAGGUACUGCGGCUCCGGGAGUCGUACAAGUACCAGCAGCAGACACUCAACAAAGUGCUCGAGAACCUGCCCAGCCUGUACUUCGAGAACUGUCGGAGUGGAUCCUGUGGCAGGAGUGACUCUAUGGCCUUCGACCCCGACGUUGAGGUCAUCGACAUGUACCUCAAGACGAAGAUUGAGAAACUUUCGAGUCUUCCUAAUCCAAUCUUCGAUGAGGAGAGCAAGAUAUCCGUGUACUACACACCGACCGAGAGGUCGGUAAACUCCAGGAGAAACUCUCCCAUUCCUGAGGGCAUCCAUAUCAACAUGAUAGAGAAAGGUCCACCUCGGCUGCUGGCCAUGAUCAAGCCGUUGCAGACGGAGCCACCGCCGACACUGGAGUCGCCAACUCCACCGGGCUCACCGUCGCCGACGACGUCGAAGGCGGCCAUGUAUCCCUGGCCCAUAAAGUACAAGAACGAGCGUAGCGACCGGACCGAACGCGGCGAUCGAAGUGAACGCGGUGACCGGAGUGAACGCGGUGCCCGGAGUGAACGCGGUGCCCGGAGUGAACGUAGCGACCGAAGCGAACGCGGCGACCGGAGCGAGCGCGUCGAGCGGGGUGAGCGAAGCGAAUCGCGCGACGCGGAGCCGAAGCCAGCGAGCGAGCCGCUGCUGGGGCGCGGCGCGGUGACGUUCGAGCGCGGGCGGCGGCGCGUGACGCUGCCGACGAGCGCGAGCUCGCCGGAGCUGGGCGCGGCCGAGGCGGCGGAGGCGGCGCACAGCGCGGCGCGCGUGCUGCUGGCGGUGGAGCUGGGCGCGCCGGACGGCGGGGGGCGGCCCUUGUAGUACCGGCUGCUGACGCGCGUGUACAAGGUGUACGCCGUGUCGGGGCGAGGCCUGGCGCGCCGGCCGGAGCCCGCCGUGCGACUCUGUGAUUUGAGCGGCGGCGAGCAUUCCUACGUCUGAUGGUGUUCGGGAGCGGAGCAUGUCUUGCCGGAAUGUUUCCAAUGUCAAUAAUAUUGUAAGGUUAGCAUAGUGUGAAGGGACCGUUCGGGAUGGCUCGGGCGUCGUCGCCGCCGCCGAUGCCGCUUGUACUUCUAAGUAAGCUGUGAUAGACUAGAUUUGAAUUUAGCGACAAUUUAAUUUCGUACUGUCUCUAGUGGUAGGCGAUAAGGAGUAUACUGAAACGAUCUGUUCUUAAUCGUUCGUAGUAGUGAAUCGAAUGAACCUGUUUAAUUAAGCAUUCUGUGGGUAUUAGAACUUGUAAAUAACUUCAGUUUUUUUUUCAAUCAUUUUCCAUUUUGAUGUAUUUUUAGGGUAAACUCUUAGAGUUAUGCAUUUUAUAUUGUUCAACUUAAAGUGAGGUAUAAGAAGUUGUUACUGUCCUUGUUGUAAUUGUUGCGCGGUCAUUGUACUCUGGUGUGGAGGCUCGCGGAGGCCGGGGCCUCUCGUCAUGCUGCACUACAGUGCACCUCUCACACUUCCUCUCUACGUCUCAACAACCUCUAACUGUAACUAUGCAUUAUCAUAUUUAUAUAUAUUUUGUGACUGUCCUACAGAAUGUACAGCAGAGUCUUGCAGUGAUAUGCCAAAAUACAAUCCAGCAAUGAUUAUAUUAUAUGACGUUUCUAUUAUAAAUAUACAAAUAUUGUUGAAAAUUUUCUAAAUAUAUAAACAAGAGUAAACAGCUAAUCAUGGAGAAUAAAUUAUUU
Molecule: messenger RNA, 4026 nt
Organism: Spodoptera exigua (beet armyworm)
Lineage: Eukaryota; Metazoa; Arthropoda; Insecta; Lepidoptera; Noctuidae
Source: the annotation of a GenBank genome assembly